This is a messenger RNA of Acanthopagrus latus (yellowfin seabream), 2414 nucleotides long. RefSeq names its product acyl-CoA dehydrogenase family member 11-like. Gene Ontology annotation, molecular function: oxidoreductase activity, acting on the CH-CH group of donors. Lineage: Eukaryota; Metazoa; Chordata; Actinopteri; Spariformes; Sparidae. Bases 207 to 2117 code for a protein of 636 amino acids. The transcript is spliced from 15 exons. The record is from RefSeq and is a predicted model, not a curated record.
UAAUGCAUUUUAAUAUUUUUUUUAAUUAUGUUAUGUAUUUUAGUCUGAGGAAAUUAAAAGUGUUGCUACACUACUUGGUUAAGUAAACGUGUGUUUUUAUGUAAUUGGAGACGAAGGACCCUUUAACAAGGAACAGGACUUUUAUUUUGAAGGCGUGACUGCAGCUGUGAAUGUAAACACUGCUGGGCUACAGUCAGGCUUGAGCCAUGUCUGUGUGUUCAGUCCUACUGAACCGCCGUGCAGCUGGUGGCUGCUGCAGGGUUUGGUGCGGUGUUCCCCGACAGCUCGUCCACAUCAGAUCGGCCAGCGCAGCCGAGGCGGGCACGAGAAGAUCUGAUGAAGAACAGCUGUGGGAGGCAGCGGUGGGCUACCUGCCGUUCUCCAGAGCCAAGAUAGGAGCUUUCUUUCAGGAAAGGCCAGUGCUGAAGAACCCAUUUCUAGAGGAUGCCUUGCUCAGAGGGUACCUGAAGAGACACAUGCCCGAGAAGGCAGCUUUCUCAGACCUGCGUGCGUUUGGAGAGCGCGUGGCCAACGAGGUGGACGGGUGGGGCAGAGAGUGUGAGGUGACCGCUCCUCGGUUGGUGCACUUUGACCCCUGGGGCCGUAGAGUGGACCACAUUGUGACCUCACCGGCCUGGAAGCGCAUGAAAGAUCUGUCAGCACAGGAAGGACUGGUGGCCAUUGGCUAUGAGAGGACGUUCGGGGAGUGGAGUCGCGUCUACCAAAUGAGCAAGUUGUACAUCUUCUCUCCCUCCUCUGGUCUCUACACGUGUCCUCUGGCCAUGACAGACGGAGCUGCUAAAGUUAUCCAGUCUAUAGGUGUUUCCUGGCCAGUGGACGAAGCCUACGGGCGUUUGACGACCCGUCAGCCUGAACGUUUCUGGACGUCUGGACAGUGGAUGACAGAAAGACAGGGAGGAUCUGAUGUGGCUAGUGGCACAGAGACGGUGGCUGUUCCUCAGACUGAUGGUUCAUACAAACUACACGGCUUUAAGUGGUUCACCUCUGCUACCGACGCAGACAUGACUCUCACACUGGCCAGAGUGCAGGACAGAACAGGAGCAACAAUGCCAGGGAGCAGGGGUCUGUCUUUGUUUUACGCAGAGGUGAGCAGAGAUGAGGAUGGCCGGCUGAAGGGGAUAGAGGUUCAGAGACUGAAGGACAAGCUCGGGACGAGACAGAUGCCCACUGCUGAGUUACUGCUGGACGGCCUGCCGGCACACAGACUCUCAGAGGAAGGCAGAGGUGUGGCCUCCAUCGCUAACAUGCUGACUAUAACCCGGAUCCACAACAGCGUCUCUGCAGCGGCUGCAAUGAGAAGGGUGGUUCAGUUAGCUCGUGACUACGCCACCCGCCGCACUGCCUUUGGAAAGCUUCUUAAAGACCAUCCGCUGCACGUACAGACUCUGGCCAGGAUGGAGGUGGAGACUCGUGGAGCGUUUCUGCUGGUGAUGGAUGUGUGUCGUCUGUUGGGCCGGGAGGAGAGCGGCAUUGCAACCCAGCUUGAUGCUCACCUGCUACGUUUGCUCACUCCUGUGGUCAAACUGUACACAGCGAAGCAGGCGGUGGCUGUGGUGUCGGAGGGUCUGGAAAGCUUCGGCGGACAGGGCUACAUCGAGGACACCGGGCUGCCUGGACUUCUUCGUGAUGCACAGGUGUUGAGUAUUUGGGAAGGCACCACAAAUGUUCUGUCUCUGGAUGUGCUGCGCUGUGUGGCUCGCAGCUCAGGAAUGGUUCUUCAUGCUUACUUCUCUCAUGUCAAGUCCCUGCUUGCAGGUGCAUCGGAUGUUUCCUCACUGGCCCCAGCAGUGAAAGCAGUGGACGGAGCUCUCUCUGAAUUGGAGGUUUUUGUUCGGGGAGCAGCUACCAAAGCACCCGGCUACAUGGAGCUUGCAGCCAGAGACCUUGCAUACAGCCUGGCUCGUAUCUACACAGGUGCUCUUCUCAUUGACCACGCUUGUUGGAAAGGAGCCUCUCCGUCUGACAGCUAUGCAGCUCUCAGGUGGUGUGAAAACGACUUGUGUCCUGUGGCGACUAAACAGGUGAGAGGCUGCUUUGAUUCUGGCACGCCACCGCUGGAUGCUGCGCUGGUGUUCGACCGGCCGACCCAAGACUGAAAGUUUCAGGUUGAAUCUGUCACCUGAUCUGCCUUUAACGUGCCUGGCUUUAAUUCUGUGAAAGAUCUCAUUGCUGCUUCACUUUUAGUUUUUACUUUGUAGAUAACUGAGAUUCUGUUUUAUAGAAAAAAUAAUAAUUAAAACCCACUUCUGUAUAAGAGCAUCAAUGAAACUGAAAAUGGAUUUUCUAAUAUUAUGUAUUCCUGUCUUUGUGUAGCAUUUAUGUGCAUUUAUAUUUUUGCUAUGUACCUCUGUUUGUAAAUCAUCUGCAAUAAAUAUGUAACUAUAGAUGCACAA